Messenger RNA from Dermatophagoides farinae (American house dust mite), 4144 nucleotides. The record is from RefSeq and is a predicted model, not a curated record. NCBI's taxonomy places the organism in Eukaryota, Metazoa, Arthropoda, Arachnida, Sarcoptiformes, Pyroglyphidae.
GCCAUUUUUGAAAGUUUUAAUUUUUCUUCAAAUGAAAAAGUUUUUUGUCCAUUUAGAAUCAAAUUCGAUUUCGAUCGGAAAUUUUUCCAGAAAUUCUGCAUGCGUGUGUAUGUGAAAUUGUACCCAAUCAUGUGUGAUAUUGAUUGGCUUUUAGACAUUUAUGUUUUGUUUUGGAAAAGUUAAUUAAAUCUUGAAAACUUGAAUAAAAAGAUAAAUGUGAUAGUUAUUAUUAUUAUCAUUAUAUAAUCUUCUUCAUCAUCAUCAUCAUCAUCAUCGAGAAUUGCCAUCUUUUCAGUAAUAAACUACAUGGAUUUAUGAUAACUUUAAACAGCCUGUUCUCACGAUAAUGAUAAUGAUAUAGAAACAAGAGGCCUUUUAUCGAUCCUGCUCUUCAUUUGCCUUGGUUUUUCCUUUUUGUUCAUUUGUUAAAUUGUGCCUUUGUAUAACGUAUGUGUGAUGUCCAUAUUAUGUUUGUAUGUUGAAGCUAACAUAGAAACACAGACACAUGUGUUUGAUUGAUUGCCAAUGAACGAUCAAAGGAUAUGAAACCCAUUUAUAUGUUACGUGUGUAUGAGCGAAUUUCAUUGGACAUAUGAUGUAUUGUCAAUGAUUAAUGCAUAUCCUCGAUCUCAUUCGAAUAUAUUGUCGUUGAGAUAUCCUAAUUCGAUACAAAAUAUCCCAAUUAUAUUGUUUAAUAAUAAAUAUCAUAUAUUAUCAAAUCCUAUCUCAGUCUUUCACCAUCAACGUUUUUUCUGAAUUUCUAAAAAUAACUUCAACUUAUGUGAUGCUCACGGUGACGAAAUAAAAAUUGCAUAUUCUUUUUUUUGUUAAAUCAACAUCUACAUAUUCAAUGAUUAAAUUUUUUAGACGAAAUAAAAAACCGAAUCUGUGAUCACUAAAAAUCAUAAUGAAUUUUGAUUUGAAAAUUCUCAAUGACCGAACACCAAAAACCGGUGAUAAUGGCAAUGUCAAUAAUCAACAACGAUCACAACAACAACCAAAUGGAAACGAAAUUGAUCUCGAUAGAAUUGUUCGUCAAUUUGAUGAACGUGCAAGCAUCUAUGAAGAUGCGAUUGCACUUUCAAAUUUUACAAAUACACCGAAUGAAUUAGCUACCAUCGGUGAAAAUUAUUCACCAUAUUGUGCAACCGACUUGAAACGUGUUGAUUUUGUUCUUGUUUAUCAAAAAUCUACUAAUGAUGAUGCUAAUCCACUGAAUCAUGAAAUGAUACGGCGAAAAUUCGAGGCAAAUCUGCUGAGUGAAGGAUUAGCAUUGAAACAUGUUCCAAGUUCGGUGGGAAAUAAUGUAAAUUAUGUUCACAUUUAUGCACCAUAUAAUGUAUUGGCUAGAUAUGCCGAAGUGAUGGCCCUCCGAAUGCCAAUGAAAACCAUAAAAACAAGUCUCAAAUAUUUAUUCGGUGAAGAAUUCGAACAGGAUCGAGUGUUUACAACAGUUUUCACGAAAGAAAAAGAAUAUCUAUUCAAUAUACCUGAGCAUGAUAAAGAUGAAUUUUUCACUCCCUCACAACGUGGUGAAAUUAUUGAUUAUAUUCUGAAACGAACACGUUUCAAAGAUAGUAAUGAUUUUUUCUCAAUCGGUAUCCAUAAAUUACUAUCCGAUCAUGUUUACCAAGCUGCUUAUCCAUUACAUGAUGCCAGUAAACAAUGUGAAAACCAAAACGAUUGUCGUUCUAUCCGCUGUUAUUUAUUAGCAAAUUGGGCAUCGUUAUUCUGUAUUCUUAAACACCAACAAGUGGACAAAAUCGUCGAUUAUUUUGGAGUAAAAAUUGCCAUGUAUUAUGCUUGGGUUGGUUUCUAUACGUUAAUGUUGAUACCGGCCGUUGGAAUUGGUUUGUUAACAUUCUUCUAUGGUAUAUUAACAUUGUCCAGUGAUCAACCAACCAACGAUGUAUGUCAUAAAAAUUUCACUGCACCAAUGUGUCCGAUUUGUGCCAAAAACUGUGAUUUCGUUGAUAUAUCCGAAAGUUGUAUGCCGGCUAAAGCGUCGUAUUUAAUGGGUAAUUUUACAACUGUCAUAUUUGCCAUAUUCAUUUCGAUAUGGUCGACCAUCUAUCUGGAAAUGUGGAAAAGAUAUUCAUCAAAAAUUUGUUUCCAAUGGGAUUUAUCCGAUUUCAGCACUAUUGAUGAGCCGCCGAGAACAGAAUAUAUGGCAUAUUUAUCUAAACAAAAAUCGACAAAAACUCGAAUAAAUCCAGUGACACGUGUGGAAGAACCGUAUAUAUCGUUUGUUCGUGGGCGAUUACCAUAUUUCAUCAUGUCAUUUUCAUUUGUCUUGUUAAGUGUUGCGGUCGUAUUGUUGAUUAUGGUAUCGAUUAUUGUUUAUCGUGUUUCCACCUAUAUUGCUCUAAGCACUCAACAUCAAUAUGAAUCAGAAUUUUUGCGACAAAAUAUCGAAUGGAUUGUAACAUCAACGGCUGCAACAAUAAACUUGAUUUUGAUUAUGAUUUUAAGCAUAGUUUAUAAACGUCUUGCUAAAUGGCUAACCGAGAUGGAAUUACCACGAACACAGAAUGAAUUCGAUAAUUCACUCACAUUGAAAAUGUAUCUUUUUGAGUUUGUCAACUAUUAUUCAUCAUUAUUCUACAUAGCAUUUUUCAAGGGAACAUUGGCCAAAACUCCACCGGAUGGUAGCCUACAAACAGACAAGAUUAACAAACUCAUCGAACCAUGUCCGAUCGGUGGCUGUUAUUUCGAUCUAACGAUACAGCUAGUCAUUAUUUUAUUGGGAAAAAACCUCUUUAGUUCUAUGCUCGAAUAUCUAAUACCCUAUCUAUAUGGUGUUUACAAUCGUUAUGUAUAUUUUUCCGGUGAAAAAAAAUCCAAAUCAUCAAAUAAUCCAAGCCAUAAACUGGAACAAUAUGAGGAAGACUAUUUGCUCGAAUCUUGGGAUCAUUCAGUCUUGUUCUACGAAUAUCUUGAAUUAGUAUUACAAUUUGGCUUUAUAACGCUAUUUGUCAGUGCAUUCCCGUUGGCACCAUUUUUUGCACUUUUAAAUAACAUUUUCGAAAUACGUUUCGAUGCCCGUAAAAUGUUGAAAAAUUAUAAACGUCCAGUAGCUCAAAGGGUAAAAGAUAUUGGUGUCUGGUAUACAAUAUUGGAUGCAUUGGGUAAAUUAUCCGUAUUCACCAAUGCCGUCAUCAUUGCUUUCAACACGGAUAUUAUACCCCGUAUGAUGUACUAUUAUACGAAUGGAAAUCUAAAGAAUUUCUAUGCAUCAACAUUAUCGAAUUAUGUCAUCAAUUCAGAUGAUGAAGUUCCCGAUUCUGACAUUAAAAAUUGUUUCUAUUAUGGUUAUCGAGAAAAUGAUGGUAGUUACAGUGAACAACAUUGGUAUGUAAUCAUCGCGAAAAUUGUUUUUGUCAUCGUCUUUCAGAAUGUAGUGACGGCCAUAAAUUCAUUCUUAAAAGUGGUCAUUCCUGAUGAACCGGGAUCGCUACGUCUACGCAAACGACAACAUGCAUUCAUAACAAAUGAAUUGAUCAUACGACAUGAACUGCAAUCACAUCAACAAAAUUUUCAGGAACCAAAUCUGAAUUAAUUACAUUUUAUAAUGAAAAUAACUGUCAUUUAUUGAUCAUUUUACGUCGUCGCAUCCGCCGCCAAUAUUUAAUAUGCAACCAGCGGCCAAUGAUGUUGGCAAUAAUUAGCAAAAUCGUCAACAAGAGGAAUAGUGAUGCCAAUUUUGUUGCUGAUGCAUUUUGUAUCAAUUCAUAUGCAUGUUUUUGAAAUACAACACCAACAAAUAUUACCCAGAACAUAUAUGUUGAACCAAUCACAAUUGUAAUCAUCAACGAAGGAAACCACUUGGGUAAUUGAUGUUCCACUAUCAUACAUUCAAUCAAUAUGGCCGGUAAGAUUGCCGUGUGCUGUAUAUUAUUAUGUUGAACAAAAUACUCAUUAAUUGUUAACCAAAAUAUUACAAGCAAUCAUUACCGAUAUUUGAUUAUGCCAUUCAGGCCAUCGUUCUUCGGGUGGACCACGAAUAAGAUUUUCAUCAAAAAUUAUGCAUAUUGCCCAAAAACCAAUGGAAACACACUGUGUUAAUAAUGUGCGAUUUUAUUCGAUUUUAUUUAUUUUUAUUUUUUCCCGAUCCAAUCCAAGUCAAUAAAAGAACAAAAAAUCA